Messenger RNA from Hyla sarda, 5680 nucleotides. RefSeq names its product TBC1 domain family member 32 (gene TBC1D32). Gene Ontology annotation, biological process: non-motile cilium assembly. Lineage: Eukaryota; Metazoa; Chordata; Amphibia; Anura; Hylidae. The transcript is spliced from 34 exons. The coding region runs from base 245 to 4123 and encodes 1292 amino acids. The record is from RefSeq and is a predicted model, not a curated record.
GUUAGUAACGUAAGGAGAGACAGGCUUGUAGCUUAGUUACGGAUUGUUUUCCUUUGGAUGGCGCUCGUGAGGCGGUUUGUAUUGUUUUGCACACUCAUUGCUUUUCUCCUGUCUCUUUGUGUAGCUCCCGGAUGGAUGUCAUGUGAUCCAGAAGAUCAGCUUGGAGAUCGGUCAUCCUUAGCUCCGGAGCCCGGACAAGUGACCGCAUUGCUGCCGGUAUCCGUGGUAGAAGGCUUGGUCGUGUAUGAUGGCGAGCUUUUCAGCUGAGGAGGAGGUCUCCCUCCAGUCCAUGGUUAGACAAUUACUACAGAGUGCAAAAGAAAAGCUGGCCAGUGCACCAUCGGCUGAGUGUGCAGAGGAGAUCCUGCUUCAUCUGGAGGAGACCGAUGAACAUUUCCACAACUAUGAGCUGGUCAAGUACUUGAGACAUUACAUCAAGAGCUCCUUGGGAUCAGUGAUUGAUGAUGAAACAGAGAGAUGCACCUUGGCCCAGACUCAAGGAGACGGAUCUGGAUAUGACACACUUGUGCAACGCGUUACCAAACGGACUCGAGAAUCUAAGGAUUACACAGAAAUGAUCUUGUCACUGAAGAAUGUGAUGAUGGCCGUGGUGGAGACUCUUCUAAAUAAGUUUGAAGAAGAUCAGGCUAAAAACCGUGAAAUGCAAAGGAAAGCCCUGCAUGAACAGCACAACAGCAGAUACACUGAUAACUGCUCCGACAGCGAUUCAUCUUUCAAUCAGAGUUAUACAUUCAUGAAUCAGGAACAGUUACAACUAAUUGCUGAGCAUCUGGAUCCAAGUCAACCUGAGGAGGUGCGGAAAGAGGCCAUGCAGACUUUGUGUUCUGCUCCUCCAUCAGAUGUUCUCAAUUGUGAAAGCUGGAGUGUUCUUCAUAAAAAUCUUACAUUGGCUCUGGCUGAUCCAGACUCCACAUUUACAGAAAGAAUUUUACGCUUUUAUGCAAAAACAUUUUCUUCAUCUCCGCUGAAUAUGGCACGAGAAGUGUAUACAAGUUUGGUCAAACAUUUAGAAUCCUCAUUUAUUUUAAGUCACAAACCAAUCUUAUUAACUGGUGUGGACAUCAACAACCCUGAAGUUGUACGAACACUGAAAAAGAUUCGCUUAUUGAAUGAUUAUCAGAAGGAAGUUCCAUCUUUUUGGAUCAGACAUCCUGAAAAGUACAUGGAAGAAAUUAUAGAGAGCACACUGUCUCUGUUAUCAGUAACUCAGGAAUCAAGCUCACAAAUCCUUCUAGAUCCAGUUUUAUACUUGUCAAUGAUCGAUACCAAGGCUGUGUGGUUCAAGAAAUGGAUGCAUGCCUAUUACAGCAGGACUGUGGUGUUACGUCUUCUUGAAAAGAAAUAUAAAUCUUUGAUAAUUGCUGCCAUUGAGCAGUGCUUCUAUUAUUAUGAGUCCUCACAGUCAGGAGCUGAUGAAAACACUAAAACAGCACCAUCACAGCCUUAUCCUGGCAUUAAACAGAAAACUUUAUACGCAAGGAAAGAGCUGCAGUAUUUGUACUUUGUUCAUUCCCUUAACGUUCUUGGAAGACUACUGAUCUAUAAACAUGGCAGAAAACUGUUCCCCAUAAAACUGAAAAACCGCAAAGAAUCCGUGUCCUUGAGUGACCUGGUUGUGCUGUUUACCCAUAUAAUGUUGUAUUGCCCAAAUGGACAGAAAAGAGCAGUUGGAACCUAUGCAGGCAAUUAUGCUCCAGCACAUCUAGCUAUGGAAGUACUCAAAAUGCUUUGUGAUCGGAAAGAAUGUGCCGGUGAAUGUCUGUAUACUGAGGCUGUUAUAGAGAGCCUGCUGUUUCCAAUACAAAAGCUUCUGAAAGGAAAAAAGGUUCACCAGAAUUGUGAUGAAUGUACACUGACGUUUAUUGCUGAUAUUAUGGCCAGGAUUGCAUCUAAUGGAGCAGGGCUCUCCCUACUACUCUAUGGAGAAAAUAAAGAUUCUACCAAUGACAGUACUGCAGGUGCACAUGUGAUUGCCCAAUUUUCCAAGAAACUUCUCAGUGAUGAUAUAACCACCUUAACUGAGUCAGAUCUCCUGCCUGUCCUGAAAGGAUCGUUCUUAUUUGUGUGUCGUCAAAUGUACCAAACAUGUGAAGGUCUCCAAAUUCUAGUGCCUUACCAGUUGCAUGCAUGCAUUGCAGAAGCCUGGAAAAAGACAGUUUUAAUUUCUGAAAGAACUCCAACACCUGUGGCAGGAGCAGCGUCUCUUUCAUCUGGAAGUCAGGAUUCUCAGGGGGCAAUGCUUUGGGAGGAAUCUUUACUGGACAGCUUGUUAAAUUUAGCUUCUACUCCAAGAGGACUUCUCCUCCUGCAACAAACUGGGGCCAUCAAUGAGUGCAUACAUUAUAUGUUCGGCAGAUUUACCAAAAAAUUACAGGUUAACAGAAGUGAAAAAUUUGGCUAUGGAGUUUUGGUUACACAAGUAGCAGCAACAGCACCUGGGGCAGUAGCUCUCCAAAAGUCAGGAUUUAUCCAGACUUUUGUGUCUGGGUUGUGGGCUGCACUUGAAUGUGGAAGAGAUGAUGUCCGUGUUAUUCAUCCUAAACCCACCCCUGUGGAUCCUAUAGAUAGGAGCUGCCAAAAGUCUUUUCUAGCAUUGAUAAACCUACUGUCAUCCUACCAUGCUGUUUACGAGCUACUAGGGAACCAACAUUUACCAUCAAGAGAUGAGUACUCGCUCCGUGAAGUCCCGAUAUCUUUUGUUGAUGUAUUUGAUCGGCUUGUGGUUGUGAAUUCGGUCGCUAAAAUUAAUUCAUUAUUUAACUAUGAUCAGUCGCACAUUUUCGGAUUAAGAGUAUUAAAUGUCUUAUGCUGCAACCUUGAUACUUUGUUACUUCUUGAGUCCCAGUACAAAGUAUGUGAGAUGCUUUUUAAUGCCCAAAGAGAAAAUGUUACAGACUCUUCGACGGGUUCACAGAAUAUCAUUGUAGAUGGUCUGUCUGUGGAGAGAAACCAUAUACUGGUGAGGAUGAAUGUAAUUGGAGGACCACAUGAACGCGUUUUACCUUCUAGAGUGAUGCUGCAGGGUAAUGAUCCCUAUCCUUGGCCAAUGUUUUCAUCUUAUCCAUUACCAAAGUGCUAUGUACCAGAAGUAACUACAACUAACAAUCCAACACAAGACCAUGAACUCUUGAAGUUUCUUUCAUCUGGGGGCACAGACCAAAAAGUAACUUGGUUAGACAAUUGUAAAAGGUUAUUCUGUAAAACUAUGAAAACCAAGCCUGGAGUAUUAAGAGGAUUAUUGUAUGGAGAAUUAUUAGAGAAAUAUAUAUCCUACAUGUAUGACAUUCCUUCCAACUGUAUUUUUGAACGUUUUGAGUAUAAAGAUACACAUAUGCCGAGUGAAAGCCUUUCUCUUUCCCAGCAACUGGGUGUAAAAAUUGUUAUCAGGUAUGGUAGACACCUUGGACUCCUGAGUGGUAACAAAGUACAAGAUCUUACCUGGCUUCUGCAACAAUGUGAAGGUUUUCUUCAGCAGCAACAAGUGUCUGUCAGCUCUCCGUUACAAUAUAUACAAGGAAGCUAUCCCGGGCAUGAUUGGUUUGCAUCAUCUAUGUUUUUGAUAAUGUCAGGAGACGCUGAAAAAACAUUGACAAUUCUGCAGAAAUUCUCCAGUCUCCUCACCUCAGCCUAUCUGUGGCUUCCUCGCCUUCAUAUUUCAAAGCACUUGCCUUUGGAUAUAAGAGCAUCUGGAAUCCAUCCCAUAUUCUUCUGCACUGCUCAUUACAUAGAGAUGCUGAUGAAGACAGAGGUGCCGCUUGUGUUUUCUGCAUUUCGGAUGUCCGGCUUUACUCCCUCCCAGAUCUGUCAGCACUGGCUAAGUCAAUGUUUCUGGAAUUACUUGGACUGGGGUGAGAUCUGCCAUUACCUGGGAGUGUGUAUUCUCCUUGGAGCAGAUUACCAGGUCUAUAUGUGCAUUGCCGUAUUUAAACACCUUCAGCAAGAAAUCCUACAACACACCCAAACCCAAGACCUACAAGUGUUCCUAAAAGAAGAAGCAAUUCAUGGAUUUAAAGUUAGUGAUUAUCUGGAAUUCAUGGAAGGCUUAGAGCACGUUUAUAGGCCAAUGGUCCUAAAAGAAAUGAAAAAUGCUGCUCAUAACUGAACAAUGCACAGAAAAUAAAUACCAAACUUCAAUCCGUUUUUUCUAAGUAAUAAGUGUGGAAUACACCUGAAAGGGGUACUCUGCUGGAAAACAUCUUAUUCCCUAUUCAAAGUAUAGGGGAUUAGAUGUCUGAUCGCUGAGGUCCCCCGCUGGGGACCCCUACAGUCUCCGGGCCAGCAGCAGUGGCAUCCGGAACACGGAAGCUUGGAGAUUUCCUGUUUGUGACGUCACGCCACGCCCCCUCCAUUCAUGUCUAUCCCAUAGAUAUGAAUGAAGUGAGCAUGGCGGCUGUGAUCGCCAGUCAUCCAGCAAAGAGUGGUGUUCAUUCCGUGGACCAGAUGACUGGGGUGCCGCAGCGGAGAUUGGAGGGGUCUCCAGCGGCAGGACCCCCGCGAUUAGACAUCAGGACACAAGGAUAGGAGAUAAGAUGUUUUCCGGCAGAGUACCCCUUUAAGGGUAGAGUCACACCUUACGUAUACGCAGAAAUAGCAAAAUCCGCAGCGUAGUGGGAAAUCCGCUGUAUAUUUUCCUAUGAGCAAACAGACAGGGCUUUCCUGCGGCAGCCCUGUGUGCGUAGUGAUGUUUGAAGGAGGCCCUGCGCAUCACAGCCACCUCAGCUAGGGUCACAUUUACCUUAUUUUGUUGCAUAUUUUCUGCAGCGGAUUUUCCUACCCAUUGACCUCAAUGGUUAGGAAAAUAUGCAAAAGUAAAUACUCAAAAUAUGGCACGUGUGACCCAUAGGGUCAGUUCACACAUCCUUAUUUUUACUACCACAGAUUUUGCUGGCCAUUGACUUUAAUAGGUAGCAAAAUCUGCUUAAAAAAAUAAGCAUGUGUGAACUGACCCUAAGGGUCUAUUUACAGUAUCCUGCGCAUAUUUGAUGCUGCAGAUUUGAAGCCGUGUUCGAUCAUUCAGUUUACAUAGAAAUCUACAGCAUCAAUAAUAUACAGGAUACUGUACAUAUGAAUGCUCUUUUAUGGGUGAGAUGCGGUUAGCGGCCGUGACACAGUGCAGUUGUCAUCCUCCACACUCCUGCUUACACAGUUCUGUACAUUACUGUAAGAAGGGGAAUGACUAUAUGAGCGAGAAGGAAUGGCUAUAUGAGGGGGAUAGACUAUAUAAAGGGGAGGAGGAAUGGCUAUAUGAGGGGGAUAGACUAUAUAAAGGGGAGGAGGAAUGGCUAUAUGAGGGGGAUAGACUAUAUAAAGGGGAGGAGGAAUGGCUAUAUGAGGGGGAUAGACUAUAUAAAGGGGAGGAGGAAUGGCUAUAAAAAGGGGGGUGACUAUAUGAAUUUCAUAUAGCUCAUAUAGCCAUCCUCUCACUCAUAUAGCCAUUCCUUCUAGCCGUUCACCCUUCCCCCCUCGUAUAGCCUCCACCCCUUCCCCCUCAUUUAGACUUCCACCCCUUCCCCUUAUAUAGCCAUCCAUUCCUCCUUCCUCAUAUAGUCAUACACCCCUCCCCCCAUUAUAAAGCAGUACCUACAUCAAGUAGCCCUCCCCGCCCCAAAUAGCCAUUUCCCCCAUUUCAUAUACCCAAUUUGCCUCAUAGUCAUUCCCC